AUGGUCAAACAAAAGCAUUCCUUUUAAUUACAUCUUUCUAAGAAACAACGUCAGCCAAUAGAAACACUAACCUUGUACAUUACGUAGUACUAUGAACAUGACCCAUUUCUUUUCUUCUUUAUAUUAACCCCUUUCAUUUCUCAAAAUCAAACUUUUCCUAAACCCAAAACCAAAAACUUCACCACCAUGACAUCUUCAUCAAGUAGUUUAGAAAACAAUAACAAUAACAAUUUUUUAAACAAUUUUACCUUCUCAACACACCCUUUUAUGACUACUUCAUCUUUCUCUGACCUUUUAGCUUCUACUAUAGAAGAGAAAUCAAGUGGUGAAAGAAAUGGUUAUGGUUAUGGUGGUGGUGGAAAUGGUGGGGGUGUGCCAAAAUUUAAGUCUAUACCCCCUCCUUCUUUGCCUUUGUCACCUCCACCUGUUUCUCCUUCUUCUUACUUUUCUAUUCCUCCUGGUUUGAGUCCUGCUGAGUUACUUGAUUCACCUAUUAUGCUUAACUCUUCCAAUAUUUUGCCAUCUCCUACAACUGGUUCUUUUGCUGGUCAAAGCUACAAUUGGAUGAACAAUUCUGAAGAGAAUCAGAUUAUUCCAAAGGAAUCUGACAAAAGCUUCUCAAAUUUCUCUUUUCAAACCCAACAAGGACCUGCUGUUACUGGAUCCAAUACUACUUUAAAAUCAUCAACAGUUGCAGUUGAACAGCAGCAACCAUGGAGUUAUCAAGAAAUCACAAAUCAGAAUGGUUUUUCACCUGAAAACAAUAUGAUCCAAACUGAAAACAACUCUUCAAUGCAGAGUUUUUCACCUGAAACCAAUAUGAUCCAAGCUGAAAACAACAUUUCAAUGCAGAGUUUUUCUCCUGAGAUUGCUAAUGUUCAAACCAUCACAAACAACAAUGGAUUCCAAUUAGAUCAUAACACCAAUUACACAAUCUUAAGCAGAAGAUCAGAUGAUGGAUACAAUUGGCGAAAAUACGGACAAAAACAAGUUCGAGGAAGUGAAAAUCCAAGAAGUUAUUACAAAUGCACUUACCCUAAUUGUCCUACAAAGAAGAAAGUUGAGAGAUCAAUUGAAGGGCAAAUUACUGAGAUAGUUUAUAAGGGUAAUCAUAAUCAUCCUAAACCUCAAGCUGGUUUUAGGAGAAACUCAUCAUCAUCUUCUAAUUCUCUUGUUAUUGUUCCUGUUAAUCCAAAUGGUAAUGAAAUCCAUGAUCAUUCAUAUGGUUCACAUGGUAAUGGACAAAUGGAUUCUGUUGCUACUCCUGAGAAUUCAUCGAUAUCAAUCGGAGGAGAUGAUGAUUUCGAGCAGAGUUCUCUUCAGAGGGCUAGAUCUGUUGGUGCUGAUGAAUUUGUUGAAGAGGAACCUGAACCUAAAAGAUGGAGAAAUGAAAGUGAAAAUCAGGGUAUAGUCCUUGGACACAGGACAGUGAGAGAACCUAGAGUUGUUGUUCAGACAACAAGUGACAUUGAUAUCCUUGAUGAUGGUUACAAAUGGAGGAAAUAUGGACAGAAAGUUGUCAAGGGAAAUCCAAAUCCUAGGAGUUACUACAAAUGUACAUACCAAGGUUGUCCUGUAAGGAAACAUGUUGAACGUGCAUCACAUGAUAUAAAAGCAGUGAUCACAACUUAUGAGGGAAAACACACCCAUGAUGUUCCUGCAGCUCGUGGAAGCGGAAGCAAUUCUAUGAACAGACCAACUCCAAGCAACCCUUUACAUCAAUCCAAUGUUCCCUAUUCCAUAAGGCCUUUACAGAUGCAAUUGCCACAAGGGCAAGUACGUCCUUUCCACCCUGACUUGCUUCUUGGUCAAGGAAACUAUGGUAUCUCAGGAUUUGGGAAUCAAAUGAUGCCUUACAUGAAUCAUCAGCAGCAGCAACAGCAGCAACACAUGACUGAAAAUGGUUUUUCCUCUAGAGCUAAUGAUGAACCUAAAGAUUUCCUUGCAUCUUUGUUGUGCUGAAAAAGGAUUCUUUCAUUUUUAGUAGAUACAUGGAAGGUUGGAAAUUUUGGGAAGUGGGUUUUGGAUUUUAGGUAUUUUGACAAAUAAGAUAAACUUCAUUCCAUUUAUUGCAUUUGUUUUUUUUUAUGUAAAUUUUAGACAACCACAAGGGGUGGUUUUAGUAUACAUUUCAUCGCCAAAGGAUUGGUUUUGGUUUAGUUUACAUUUCAUAGCCAAAGGAGUGGUUAGUAUACAAUUCAAAGAUUUUAUUUUCCUAUACAAGGUGUUUGUGCAAUUUUUUAA
Molecule: messenger RNA, 2244 nt
Organism: Trifolium pratense (red clover)
Lineage: Eukaryota; Viridiplantae; Streptophyta; Magnoliopsida; Fabales; Fabaceae
Product: WRKY transcription factor WRKY24-like
Exons: 5
Coding region: 187-1962 (591 amino acids)
Biological process (GO): regulation of DNA-templated transcription
Molecular function (GO): sequence-specific DNA binding; DNA-binding transcription factor activity
Source: RefSeq, a predicted model, not a curated record